GUCACACUCAGGUCCAACAUGGCGGCGGCGUCAUAUGACCAGCUGCUGAGGCAGGUGGAGGUGUUAAAGAUGGAGAACUCAAACCUGAGACAGGAGCUGCAGGACAACUCCAACCACCUGACCAAGCUGGAGACAGAGGCCUCCAACAUGAAGGAAGUGCUGAAGCAGCUGCAGGGCACCAUAGAAGAAGAGUCUGGGGAGGCUUGUGGCUCUCAGCUGGAGCUCAUUGGACGGUUAAAAGAGCUGAGUCUCGAUUCGGCCGGCUUUAAGUCCCGAUCCCGCCCUCUCCUAGCUCCCGGCUCCACCUCCUCAUCCUCUGGAGCUCCUAUAGGAGCAGUGGGAGGCUCCGGAGCUCCAGGCCCCUCAACGAGUGCUGCCUUUCCCAGGAGAGGGCUGCCGUCUGCGGGCAGAGACGGCCACGACCGCUGCCUGGAGGAGCUGGAGAAAGAGAGGUCUCUCCUAUUGGCGGAGCUGGAUAAGGAGGAGAAGGAGAAAGACUGGUACUACGCUCAGCUGCAGGAUCUCACCAAGAGGAUCGACAGUCUGCCACUCACUGGGAAUACCGACUUAAAUCGCCGUCAGCUUGAGUAUGAUGCCCAUCAGCUGCGAACAGCAAUGGAGAAGCAGCUGGGCUCCUGUAAGGAGAUGGAGAGGAGAGCUCAGACUCGGGUGGCUCGGAUUCAGCAGAUAGAGAAAGACCUCCUGCGGCUCGGGGCACGGCUGCAGGUAACCUCACCUGUCGAAGGUGCUCAGGGGGCGAGCGAAAGCAGCGGAUUGGCCGGGGCGCAGAGCGCAGGCACCCGUUUGGAUCACGAGCCAGCCAAUGAGACGAGCUAUUCUGUGCCUCGACGAAUCACCAGCCAUCUGGGAACCAAAGUGGAGAUGGUGUACAGCCUGCUGUCCAUGCUGGGGACGCACGAUAAGGACGACAUGUCACGGACGCUGCUCGCCAUGUCAAGUUCACAGGACUCGUGCAUUGCUAUGCGUCAGUCUGGCUGCCUGCCGCUGCUCAUUCAGCUACUGCACGGCAACGACAAGGACUCCUUGUUGCUAGGUAACUCCCGUGGCAGUAAGGAGGCGCGCGCACGGGCGUCAGCGGCGCUCCACAACAUCGUGCACAGUCAGCCGGAUGAUAAGAGAGGGCGGCGAGAGAUCAGAGUGCUCCACCUGCUGGAGCAGGUGCGCCAUUACUGCGAGGCAUGCUGGACCUGGCAGGAGAAUCAUGAGAGGGGUGUCGACCAGGAGGACAACCCCAUGCCGUCCCCUGUGGAGCAUCAGAUUUGCCCAGCCGUCUGUGUCCUCAUGAAGCUGUCCUUUGACGAAGAGCAUCGGCACGCCAUGAACGAGCUCGGCGGUCUGCAGGCGGUAGCGGAGCUGCUACAGGUGGACUGCGAGAUGUUCGGUCUGAGCAGCGAUCACUACAGCAUCACUCUGCGGCGAUACGCUGGCAUGGCACUCACCAAUCUCACCUUUGGAGAUGUAGCCAAUAAGGCCACUUUGUGCUCUAUGAAGGGCUGCAUGCGAGCAAUGGUCGCUCAGCUCAAGUCUGAGAGUGAAGACCUGCAGCAGGUGAUAGCUAGCGUGCUAAGGAACCUGUCCUGGCGUGCUGAUGUUAACAGUAAGAAGACGCUACGUGAGGUCGGCAGUGUCCGAGCGCUGAUGGGCUGCGCCCUCGAGGUGCAGAAGGAGUCGACGCUGAAGUCUGUACUGAGCGCACUCUGGAACCUGUCGGCUCACUGCACAGAGAAUAAGGCUGAUAUCUGCGCUGUGGACGGUGCUCUGGCAUUUUUGGUGGGGACGCUGACACAUCGCAGCCACACCAACACACUCGCCAUAAUUGAAAGUGGCGGUGGCAUCCUGCGAAACGUCUCAAGCCUUAUCGCCACCAACGAGGCGCACAGGCAGAUCCUACGGGAACAUGGCUGCCUGCCAACGCUGCUGCAGCACCUGAAGUCUCACAGCCUGACCAUUGUGUCCAACGCUUGUGGCACGCUCUGGAACCUCUCUGCCCGCGACGCCAAAGACCAGGAGGCCCUCUGGGAGCUGGGCGCCGUGGGCAUGCUGCGCAAUCUCAUCCAUUCACGCCAUAAAAUGAUUGCCAUGGGCAGCGCCGCUGCGCUACGUAACCUGAUGGCCAACCGCCCAGCACGCUACAAGGAUGCCAGCGUGGUGUCUCCUGGCGCAGGCGCCCCAUCACUACAGGCCCGUAAACAGAAAGCGUUAUUUGAGGAGCUGGAUGCACAGCAGCUGUCGGAGACCUUCGACAACAUCGACAACCUGAGCCCCAAGGCGGCGCACAGGAAGGGGCGGGGCUGCAAUGGCGCCACAGGAGGAGCAGGCAGCGUCACGCGCUCAUACACCAACACGCCAGUGCUAUCGAGCCCAAAGAACGGAGAUGGAUCAAAGAGGGCGAGCGAGGAAGCAGCAUAUACUCGCUCAGUGUUCCCGCCUAGCGUGCGGGCAUCCAGCGACAGCCUUAACAGUGUGACGAGCGCUGAUGGUUACGGCAACCGUGGGAAGACCAAACCGUCCUCUGAACCCUUCUACUCGUCAGACGAGAGCAGCGCUAACAAGUGUUGCGUCUAUAGGAAGUACCCAGCUGAUCUGGCCCAUAAGAUACGCAGUGCCAACCACAUGGCGGACGAUGACGGCGGAGAGCUGGACACGCCUAUAAACUAUAGCCUCAAGUACUCUGACGAACAGCUGAACUCUGGGCGCCAGAGCCCGAAUCAUCGCGGGGCCAUUGAGAGCGAUGAUGACAGUGAACAGGAUGCCAGACUGAGGAGGAACGACGGAAGUGAUUCAGCAGCGGGUAGCGGGCACAUGGCAGCAGUUCCGCCUCCACGCUAUGUCGUUGUCACAGCAACAUCGAAUUAUGGUACAGAGUCUACGACCGAGCAGCCAAUCGACUACAGCUUAAAGUACGGCACUGAUGCCACACGUAAAAAGCUCUUCAAACCAGAGGAGACCGCCCCCUCCUAUUCCACCACCCCCAUCAACCUCUGCCAGCAAGCUCCGCCCACCGCCUCCCCCAGCACCCGGGGGGCAUCAAAAAGCAACCAGGAGUCGACACAGACAUACUGCGUAGAGGACACACCCAUCUGCUUCUCCAGAGGCAGUUCACUAUCCUCGCUGUCCUCUGAAGAGGAGGAGGGUGAUGUCAUCACGAGAAAGAGGAAAGGGGGGAGCGACAGCGGCGCCGGUAACGACUACCCGACACUCCCUGUCAGUGAGAAGGACGCACAUGACCAGCAGCAGCGAAAAGAGGCUGAGAGCCAAACCACUGCUGCACCAUCCACACGGGGGCGCCGUGGCCACCACCACCACCAUAGCCAUCAUCAUCACCACCACCAUGUGAGUUCAUCAGGCGCAAGGACUCCUAAGAGCCCGCCGGAGCAGCCAUACGCUCAGGAGACACCCCUGAUGUUCAGCCGCUGCACGUCCGUCAGCUCGCUCGAGAGCUUUUCCACCUCCUCCAUUGCCAGCUCUGUGCGUUCCAGUGAGCCCUCCAGCGGCAUGCCGAGUGGUGUGGUGAGCCCCAGUGACCUGCCCGACAGCCCAGGUCAGACCAUGCCACCAAGCCGCGCCAAGACGCCGCCUCCGCCACAGAAGACGAAGGAGGAGGAAAAGGCCAAGAAGAAGGACGAGGAAGAAAGCAGUGCCGACGUACUGCUGCACUUCGCCACCGAGAGCACGCCGCAUGGCUUCUCCCGUGCCUCCAGUCUGAGCGCACUCAGUCUGGAUGAGCCCUACAUUCCCGCGGAGAUGAAAAAGAAGAAAGAGAAGGAUGAGGGUGGGGUUGAGGAGAGGAAGGAGGAGCCUCCUAAACCCAUCCUUGAUGAAUCGGAUGAUGAUGACGACAUUGAGAUCCUGGAGGCAUGCAUCAACAUGGCCAUGCCCAAAUCAUCACGGAAACCAAAGAAGCAGCAGCAAGCAGCACCACGGAAACCAAGCCAGCUUCCUGUCUACAAGCUCCUCCCACCUCAAAGCCGUGCCCAACCGCAGCCCAGGAAGGACAUGCCGCCGCCAGAGGAGGUGCCAAGAGUUUACUGUGUGGAGGGAACGCCGCUCAACUUCUCCACCGCCACGUCUCUUAGUGACCUCACCAUUGACUCCCCGCCCAAUGAGCAGACGGGAGCGGGCCUCGUACCUGCAGCCCAACCCACCUCUGCCCCUAGGAGAAGGGCAGGGUUUCCUGAGGGCGAGAACGGAGAUGACAUCCUUGCCGAAUGCAUUAGUGCCGCCAUGCCCAAAGCCAAACCCAGGAAGCCCGUCAGAGCAGCGGCAAACAGCGAGCACUUGCAAACCCCGCCUUUACCGCCUCCUCUCCCUCCAACGGCCCCGUCUCCCCUCGGCCCGCAGCAGCAGAAGAAGAAGCCAACGUCACCUGUGAAGCCGAUGCCUCAGCGGGCGCUGUAUGGCGUCACCACAACAGCGGCUGCAAAAGCAAAGCCGGGAUUCGCCUUUGACUCGCCGCGCCACUACACGCCGAUUGAAGGAACGCCAUGCUGCUUUUCACGCAACGACUCGCUGAGCUCGCUGGACUUUGAUGAAGAGGAUGGCGGCGAGAAGGACGAAGAGGAAAAGAAGGCAAAAGAAGAAGAAGGCAGGAAGAGGAAGCAGCAAACAGCUGCCGUUUUUCCACGCACAAAACCACCGACCAAUCAGAUGGCCACAGACGAGAAGCAGAAGUUUGCUAUCGAGGACACGCCCGUAUGCUUCUCCAGGAACUCCUCGCUGAGCUCACUGAGCGACAUCGACCAGGAGAACAACAACAAGGAGUUUGCCCCACCCCCGCCAGAGCAGCAAGACAAAGGCAAAGAGGGGGCAAAGUCUCCGUCCCCUCCAGCAGAGGUGGAGCCAAAGCCUCGCCCCCCUGCGGCCACUGGCUACGCCCCCAAAGCCUUUCAUGUUGAGGAUACGCCCGUGUGCUUCUCCAGGAACUCGUCGCUGAGCUCGCUGAGCAUAGACUCGGAGGACGACUUGCUGCAGGAGUGCAUCAGUUCCGCCAUGCCCAAGAAGAAAAAGAAAACCACCACCCUCCCCGUACCCGCCCCGCCGCCUCUAUCUGUCUCCAAAGCUGAAGAUGGCAUUCUGGCUGAGGAGGAGCCUUCUGAUGCACCAAGGAGCCCUGCCUCUCCAGAUUCAGAGUCCUUUGAUUGGAAGGCCAUCCAAGAAGGUGCCAACUCCAUCGUCAGCAGCUUGAAUGCUGCUGCCGCCGCCUCCUCGCUGUCCCGCCAGCCAUCAUCAGACUCUGACUCGGUCCUGUCGCUGAAAUCUGUCGGCUCGCCCUUCCACCUUACGACAGCUAAUAACAAUGAAGAGGAGGAGGAGGAACCAGAGGAGAAGACGAAGCGAGGCGCGAGGAUCCUGAAGCCUGGUGAGCGCAGCACGUUGGAGGCCAAGAAGAAGAGAGAGGAGGAGGAGGAGGAAGAGGAAGCAAAGGCUGUGAGGGGUGGGAAGAAGGUGUACAGGAGUCUGAUCACGGGAAAGCCAAGGGCAGAGCCGGCAGCCAGGGGACGGAGCAAGCCCCGAGCCGCUGCUGUGGCCAAAGCUCCUGGAGGCAGUGACGUAGAUCGAGUGGGCGGGUCCUCUCGGGACUCCACCCCAUCUCGCUCCACCCCAGCACCCAGUCAGAAAGGAGGGAAGCUCUCGCAGCUGCCACGCACGGCUUCUCCAGGAAGUGCAUCAUCAUCCUCUGCAUCCAGGACCACUAAACCCACCACAACCCCGAAGAGUGGUGGUGGCAUCCCGAGAAGCGAGUCCACAUCGAGAGUCAGUGGCUCCACUGCCGCCAAGAAGCAGAAGGCGGAGCCUGAGAAGCCGGCACUCGUAAGGCAGUCAACCUUCAUCAAAGAAGCUCCGAGCCCGACACUGAAGAGGAAGCUGGAAGAGACGGCGGUGGCAGCCGCUCUCGAGUCGCCAUCCAGCCCUGACACGCCACUACCAUCCACCGCCAGGAGACACGACGUCAACCGCUCACACUCUGAAAGCCCGUCACGUCCACAGGAAGUGACAUCAUCUCGCUUCAGCCGCACUGGCACCUGGAAACGGGAAAACAGCAGCGGGGGAGGUGGAGCCAGCAGUGGGAAACACUCAACCUCUCUGCCGCGCGUCGGCACCUGGAAAAGAACGGGAAGCUCAUCAUCCGUGCUGUCAGCAUCCUCCGAGUCCAGCGAGAAGGGACGGAGUGAGGAGGAGAGCACCAUGAGAUCGAAGGGAACGUGGAGAAAGGCAAAGAGCAGCGGCGACCCAUCCAGCACCCGAGGCUUUGCCGACAAGUCCGAAGACGUGUGGGUCCGGCUGGAGGACUGCCCCGUCAACAACCCCCGCUCCUCCUCCUCCUGCUCUGCCCGCUCGCCCACCUCCAUCAAUGCCCCACCCAUCAUCGACAGCCCCGCUCCCUCCAAGGUCCCGUCUUCCUCCUCCUCUUCCUCCUCCAACCUUAACCUGCGCCGAAGCUGUGAGAGCCUUGACGAAAAGCCAGCAUCGAUUGAGAGCCGGCCGCAACAGCCACCGCAUCAGCAGCAGCGCGCUCAGCAGCGCAGCGGUGCCGUUGCGGCCCGAGUCAGCCCCUUCAACUACACGCCAAGCCCAAGGAAGAGCAGUGCCGAAGGCACAGCGGCCACUACCACCACCACCACCACCACCACAUCAUCUUCCACUACCCCUACGCGGCCCUCCCUUAUCCCCACCCCAAUCACGAAGAAACGCGAGCCAAAGGGAGGCGAGGGUGGUGGCAGCAGUGGGGGCGGUGGCGAACGCGGCUCAUACAUCGUGACAUCUGUGUAAAUAAGCAAGAACAACAGGAAGUGUUUAUGAGAUGAACUGUACAGAAAGUGAGUGUAUUUAAGUGCUGUGCCCACCCCCUCGCCUGCUCCUCUCUCCUGAUUGGCUCCUGCCAGCUGUCCAUUAACUCAAAGAAAUUCUAACAUGAACUUUUUAUGUUUUUAUACCACUAAAGAUGUGUAGCGCUUAGCUCCGUCCCCUGCCUUACCCUGCAUGGCCCCGCCCCCCUAACAUGACAGUAACCAUGGACACUGAUGAUGAUGAUGAUAAUUCAGCGCCUUUGAUAGUUUUUCAUGUUUUUUGAGUUUGGUUCUGAACAGAACAGUUGGAUCCAACCAAUCAGUGAGCCCCUACGCAAACCUAGUGAGCCUCCUCUCAGCUUCUGACCAAUCACAUUCAGUGUCUUUGAGUCAGUCAGAGACCCGCCCUUCAGUUGGUCAUCUGUUCUGUCAGAACCUCUCUCUUCUUCUUUGGAAGUCUGCUGCCGACUUGAAUACCUGACCCACCUGAGACGGUCGACGAGGCUUGGCAGAAGACUUUCUGUGUGUCGCCGUGGAAACAGAUAACACUGUAAACCGUAAGUUAUUGCUGUAAACUGAACUGAAGCACAUAAUUUAAAUGAGCAGAUUUUUGGUUCUUGAUUUUAAAUCUGAACAUUAAACGAAUGCAACACGA
Oreochromis niloticus (Nile tilapia) is the source of this 7464-nucleotide messenger RNA. It is a transcript of the gene apc, whose product is annotated as APC regulator of WNT signaling pathway. Gene Ontology annotation, cellular component: catenin complex; beta-catenin destruction complex; cytoplasmic microtubule. Gene Ontology annotation, biological process: cell migration; Wnt signaling pathway; pattern specification process. The record is from RefSeq and is a predicted model, not a curated record. Gene Ontology annotation, molecular function: beta-catenin binding; gamma-catenin binding; microtubule binding. NCBI's taxonomy places the organism in Eukaryota, Metazoa, Chordata, Actinopteri, Cichliformes, Cichlidae.